Messenger RNA from Gadus chalcogrammus (walleye pollock), 2580 nucleotides. RefSeq names its product gap junction beta-4 protein-like. Gene Ontology annotation, biological process: cell communication. The transcript is spliced from 2 exons. Bases 568 to 1410 code for a protein of 280 amino acids. Gene Ontology annotation, cellular component: connexin complex. The record is from RefSeq and is a predicted model, not a curated record. NCBI's taxonomy places the organism in Eukaryota, Metazoa, Chordata, Actinopteri, Gadiformes, Gadidae.
ACCUCCACUUCCCACGUCCCUGCUUGGCAGACGUGGAUAAUUGAAGAUAAUUUUGUUCUUUAAAGACGACAACACAUGAAAGACAUUUUCCUCUUGAUUAAAUUUUAUGCAAGGGACAAUCACUUUGUUUGUUGUAGUUUGUUGACAUUCUUGGCAAGCGUCACACCUAAACCUACGCCUGGUACCUAGUAAGUACUUUUCACCGAGCCCUAACCAUUCCUGACACUAGUAGCAAGAGUGAACCGCUGUAGAGCAUCGUUUUAAAACCACACCUGGACAGGUUUGUUUUUUUUGUAGCUAGAAAAAAAUGCCUUGCUCCACCCCUGCACUAUGCGGUUGAGCAAGAUCCUGAGGUUUUUUUUCGCUCUUUUUUUUGUAUCACUGCGAUCUAGGCUAUUGAAAACGUUUUCUUCCCUCUCGACACUGCUGAGGUCCCUAUUAUAACCCGAGACUUCGCUUUGAAGGCUCACUGGGACAUCUCAGCUAAGUGCGAGCGAGAGUGAGGAGUCUCUCCUGCCCUUGGUUCCGGAAAAGCAGGCAGGAAAGCCUGCGUGAGUCAGCCUCACCAUGAACUGGGCAUUCCUUCAGGGCCUCCUCAGCGGGGUCAACAAAUACUCCACGGCGUUUGGCCGCGUGUGGCUCUCCAUCGUCUUCCUCUUCCGCGUCAUGGUGUUUGUGGUGGCCGCCGAGAAGGUGUGGGGCGACGAGCAGAAGGACUUCAAGUGCAACACGGCGCAGCCGGGCUGCCACAACGUGUGCUACGACCACUUCUUCCCCGUGUCCCACGUGCGCCUGUGGGCCCUGCAGCUCAUCUUCGUCACCUGCCCCUCGCUGCUGGUGGUCAUGCACGUGACCUACCGCGAGGAGCGGGAGAAGAAGAACAAGGCGAAGCACGGCGAGAACUGCCGCCGCCUGUACGCCAACCCGGGCAAGAAGCGCGGCGGCCUGUGGUGGACCUACGUCCUGACACUGGUGUUCAAGAUCGGCGUGGACACGGUGUUCGUGUACCUCAUCUACUACAUGUACGAGGGCUACGACUUCCCCUCGCUCGUCAAGUGCGUGGAGGCGCCGUGCCCCAACACGGUGGACUGCUUCAUCGCGCGGCCCACCGAGAAGCGCAUCUUCACCCUGUUCAUGGUGGUCACCAGCAUGGUGUGCAUCCUGCUCUCCAUCUUUGAGAUCGUGUACCUGGUGGGCAAGAAGUGCCGCGAGGGCAUGGUGAAGCUGCACCACCAGCACCGCUCGCACCAGAACCAGCAGGCCAGGGACUUGGGCCCCUCGCUGGGGGGGGGGAAACGCGGGAACCUGGUGGAGGCCAACACUCUGAGGCUGGUGGAGAAGGUUCUCCCCGGCACGCCUGCGCCGUCGUACAGCGUGGCCGUCGCUUCGGACGAGGUCACCCCCAGAUGAGGAGGGCUCGCCACCCGCAUGAGGAGGUCCCCCCCGUCAUGAGAGGGUCACCCCCACAUGAGGAGGUCCCCCCCGUCAUGAGAGGGUCACCCCCCCAUGAGGAGGUCCCCCCUGUCAUGAGAGGGUCACCCCCCCAUGAGGAGGUCCCCCCUGUCAUGAGAGGGUCACCCCCACAUGAGGAGGUCCCCCCCACAUGAGGAGGUCCCCCCAUAUGAGGAGGUCACACCCGCAUGAGGAGGUCCCCCCAUAUGAGGAGGUCCCCCUGUCAUGAGAGGGUCCCCCCCAUAUGAGGAGGUCACGCCCACAUGAGGAGGUCAACCCCCCAUGAGGAGGUCAACCCCCCAUGAGGAGCUGGGUGCACUGCAGGUCUUUUCUGGGACGAUGGACUCCAGGGGGGGUGGCAGUAAACACUACAGAUCAGUCUUUCUUGAGGGCGGAUGGCCCCUUUGGUCCACUGCAAUCCACACCUCUAAACUUCUCCCUGUCCCGCCUUUUGACAAUGGCGCCGGCUACUGUUGCUGUAGUGUUGUUAUGCGCAUUAGCCUCCCGAUGAAUGUUCUGGACUAUGGGAGGAUGGCGCGGUUGUAAUGUAAGCCAUCAGGGAUACAGAUUCUGCUCAUUCUUUAAAGGUUGAGUUGGUUUCAUGUUUACAGACAAGGUUCCAUAACCGUGGAAUAAAAAUACCAAGUUGGUGCGAAAGGAGAGUUGUAGGAUUCGAUCAAAAUGAAAUUUCAAAAGUGGAGUCUGAUUAAAAAUGUUCCUUCCCAUAAAUGCAAUCACUCGUUGCCAUAUCUUAAACGCUACAAUUAUGUUUUUCUGUCACCAGGGCUGUUUUUUGUUCGAGGCCAACAGGCAUCUUACUGACCAGACCCUGUCUGGUCAUGGUUCACACACACACACACACACACACACACACACACACACACACACACACACACACACACACACACACACACACACACACACACACACACACACACACACACACACACACACACACACACACACCCUGAGCAAUGUUUUGAGGUAUACACAUUGAAGACAAGAAAAAAGGGAAGAUGUUCUGGGAAGAUGUUUAUGCAUCAGGAAUUUAUUGAUGUUUAUUUUAUUUUAUUUGAAACGAUGCUUCUUAAACAUUUUUGUAAAUAAAAAAUAUUAUUAUUAUUAUUC